Molecule: messenger RNA, 3174 nt
Organism: Phragmites australis (common reed)
Lineage: Eukaryota; Viridiplantae; Streptophyta; Magnoliopsida; Poales; Poaceae
Product: BEL1-like homeodomain protein 4
Exons: 5
Coding region: 425-2668 (747 amino acids)
Biological process (GO): regulation of transcription by RNA polymerase II
Molecular function (GO): RNA polymerase II cis-regulatory region sequence-specific DNA binding; DNA-binding transcription factor activity, RNA polymerase II-specific
Source: RefSeq, a predicted model, not a curated record
CAGCGGCAGGAGGGAUCAGCAGCAGCAGAGCGCCGAAAAAACUCCUUUUUUUUAUAUACCAGCCUCCGUCCCUGCGGUGCUGCCCUCCCCUUUGCGUCGCUCUUCCAUUUCAGAAUCAGAAGGCGAUUGCACUUGCACAAGGCUGCUGUGCCUGACCGGACAAAGGAGGGAGGAAAAAAUAUAGAGUUAGUCACAGCACAGGGGGGUUGGGGAGAGGGAUUGAGAUAAAGAGAUUUAGGGAGGGAGGGAGAGAGACAAGGAGAGAGAGACAGAGGUGGUGGAGAGGAGCAGCUGGUCUCGGAGGCAAGCCUUUCACCGCCUCACCCAGAUAAAGAUGUGCUCCUCUUAGGUUAAGGUUGCUGCGGAAGAAGGGGGAGUUCUUGGCCGGGAUCCCGCCGACGAUGGUGACAGUGGCGCCGCCGGCAUGGGCAUAGCGGCGCCACCGUCUCAGCCAGGGCAGACCACCACGUACGUAAGCCAACCAAAGAGCAGCGCAGCGAUUUCCGCCGGCCGCCCGGCCACCGCGAGUUCUAUGUCCCACUCCCAGGGAUUCCACCAGGGCAGCGGCGGCGUCUUCGCCUUCUCCGAUGGCUUCGACCGCCCGGACUCCAGCCAUGACCAGCAGCAGCACGUGGCGCAGCAGAGCCGCCGCGAAAAGCUGAGGGUGCAGGGCUUCGACGCGGCAGCCACCGCCGGGCACGGCCUGCUCCCCAUCGAGGGCGACGAGCAUGCCGAGCCCGGGGCCAUGUACGAGCAUGCGGCGGCCGCCGGGGCCUCCAACAUGCUCUCCGAGAUGUUCAACUUCCCUGCGCCGCCGUCGGGACCAUCAACAACCGAGCUGCUGGCCAGCCAGAUGACCGCCAACUACCGCUUCGGGCUACGGCAGGGGCCAGGGGGGGUCGCCGGUUUGUCCGGCGACGGUAGUUGGUUCGGCGCCGGCGCGGCUGGCCGUGCUGGCUUGGUCCUUGGUGGGGCCAACCUUGGCUCGUUAGGUGAGACGUCAUCGCCAAAGCAGCAAGGCAGCAUGGCUGGCCUUGCCACCGACCCGGCCGCCGCGAUGCAGCUGUUCUUGAUGAACCCACAGCAGCAGCAGUCCAGAUCGUCGCCAACGUCGCCACCUCCGUCGGACGCACAGUCCGCUAUCCAACACCACGAGGCGUUCCAGGCGUUCGGCAGCACCGCGGCUCCGUUCGGCGGCGGUGGUGCCGGAGUGGUGGAAGGCCAGGGGCUGUCCCUCUCGCUAUCGCCGUCGCUGCAGCAGCUGGAGAUGGCGAAGCAGGCCGAGGAGCUGAGGGUCAGGGAUGGCGUGCUCUACUUCAAUCGGCAGCAGCAGCAGCAGCAGGGCCCGUCGGUGCAGCAGCUCCCCAUGGCAUUGCACGGCCAGGUCGGCGCGCUGGGUCAGCAGCUGCACGUCGGCUACGGCCCGGCCGGCGUCGCGGGUGUCCUGCGCAACUCCAAGUACACCCGCGCGGCGCAGGAGCUCCUCGAGGAGUUCUGCAGCGUCGGCCGCGGGCAGAUCAAGGGCGGUGCGCGAGGCGGGCGGGGGGCCUCGGCGUCCAACCCUAACGCUAGCAAGGGCGGCGCCUCCAGCUCCGGCGCCGCGCAGUCGCCGUCAUCCGCGUCAAAGGAGCCCCCGCAGCUGUCCCCCGCCGACCGGUUCGAGCACCAGCGCAAGAAGGCUAAGCUCAUCUCCAUGCUCGACGAGGUGGAUCGGAGGUACAACCACUACUGCGAUCAGAUGCAGAUGGUGGUGAACUUCUUCGACUCGGUGAUGGGGUUCGGCGCCGCGACGCCGUACACGGCGCUGGCGCAGAAGGCCAUGUCGCGGCACUUCCGGUGCCUCAAGGACGCCAUCGCGGCGCAGCUGCGGCACACGUGCGAGCUGCUGGGGGAGAAGGACGCCGGCACUAGCUCGGGCCUCACCAAGGGCGAGACGCCGCGGCUGCGCGCCAUCGACCAGAGCCUCCGGCAGCAGCGCGCCUUCCACCACAUGGGCAUGAUGGAGCAGGAGGCCUGGCGCCCCCAGCGCGGCCUCCCCGAGCGCUCCGUCAACAUCCUCCGCUCCUGGCUCUUCGAGCACUUCCUCCACCCGUACCCCAGCGACGCCGAUAAGCACCUGCUGGCGAGGCAGACCGGGCUCUCCAGGAACCAGGUCUCCAAUUGGUUCAUCAACGCCCGUGUCCGGCUAUGGAAGCCCAUGAUUGAGGAGAUGUACCAGCAGGAGUGCAAGGAGCUCGAGGGCUCCUCGGCCGGCGGCGGCGGCCCCGAGUCCGGUAACGACCACUCCGGCGCCGACGACACGACGACCGCUGGCACGCAGAUCCCGCAUCAGCAAUCUGGCAUGCACCAAGGCGGCAGGCACCUGCAGCAAGAACACGGCACGGCGCCCGGCGGCGUCAUGCCCCACAAGCCCGACCCUGGAGCCGCGGGGCCCUCGGCAGCGGACGACCCGGUGGAGCUCCUCGGCGGCGACGCGCACGUCGGCGGCGGCGCGGACGACCUGUACGGGCGGUUCGAGCCCGGGGUGAGGAUGCGGUACGGUCCCGCCGCGACCGGCGCGGCGGCCGGCGACGUGUCGCUGACGCUAGGCCUGCAGCACGCCGGGGCGGGCAACGCGGGGCCCGACGGCACCGGUCGGUUCUCCAUGAGAGACUACAGCGGUUGUUGAUAUGCUUAACUGCUUAUACAUCACCAUUCAUGGCUCGUGCCUGCAUGCAUCAUGCAUUUGGAGUAGAACCGAGGAAAGAGAGACAAAGAACAGAAACCAGCUGAAGCGAGAGGCAGAGGGAGCUGAGCAUCUAGAGAGAGAAAUUUGCAUGGUGCCUGGAGGUGAUGCAUGGGAUGGGAUAUAUGAAUAUGAGAUCGAUCACAAACCCUCUUCUUCUUCAGUUCUUCUUCCCAGAUGAUUCUUAAUUUACUUAGCUAGCAGAUUAAUUCCUUUUGUUAGGCAUUAUUGUUGGGGGGUUAAGGAUAAUUAAUCUGUAUACUCGAAGGAAGGUAGGAAGUGUAUGUUAUAGAUUGUUUAGUCACACACUUUUUUUUGGUUCUCUGUUUUGCAUUUUUUUUCUUUACCCGUUUUUGUUCUGGUGUACCCAUUUUUCUUUCCCUCUCUCUGUAACUAAACAUAAGAGAAACAUACAUACAUACGUAAAUAUAUACAUAUAUUGGGAUAUA